AUGAAAACAAACAAGCAAACAAACAAACAAAUAAACAUAAAAGCAGCGCACGAGUUCUUGCCGAUGAAGCAGAUGACAUCAUCAACUUCUCAGGAGCAGUCAUCAAACUCGAAGAGCAACAUCACCAAGGAUGAAAUAACAAAAGACGCAUCUUGUUCCAAUAGUAAGAACUUCCACGGCUCCUGCCCCAGCACCGGCGCAGAAAGAACGUCACUGCAGAGCAGGCCAGAAGAUCGGCUUCUUCACGCAAGUUCAUCUUGCACUGACGCAGCUGCUUGUUCCACCACAUCGACUACUAGCACCACCACGUCAAGUAGAACGACCCCAGUAUCUUCACGUAGAUCAACCGCCUGGUACCAAUCGCUUUACGACCCGAGGAAGAUCUUUUGUGUGGACUGUAAACCGAAACACGCCAUCUUGCUCUCUGUGAACAUGGUGCGAAAGAUAUUUUUGAGCUGAAUUUAUUUUCCUGAUG
Molecule: messenger RNA, 475 nt
Organism: Amoebophrya sp. A120
Lineage: Eukaryota; Dinophyceae; Syndiniales; Amoebophryaceae
Source: the annotation of a GenBank genome assembly